AUGGAAAGCAGCACAGCAGCAGAAACCGACCAAACUCCAACCGGGACAAGGCAAGAGGAGUUAAAAGCAGAAACGCACCAAACUCAAGAACCACCUGCGAAAAAACCAAAGAAGAUGUCAGGAUCCAAAACAGCCACCACGGCAGGGAAAGGAGCAGCGAAGAAGAUUGUUACGCGGGCAAAAUCCAAGAUUCCAGAAAAAUACAAAGAGUCCGGACAGGACGACCGGGACAACAUCCAGGAAACCUUAGGAAACAAUUGGAUGGAGAUUGUUAGGCCCGUCAGAGAUCCAGGCACGGAAGAUUUUGCGACCGCCAAGAAAGCCUGCAAGGGAAGACUGACUUCAGCCACAAACCCUGUCGCAGCGAAAGGACAUCCAAAAGCCCAGCGAUCCCUCCAGACAAGGAUCCUUGAGAUGUUCAAUAAGGCGGAAGAAGCCGCGGAAUCAGGCGAUCAUUCCAAGGCCAGGAUCCUCCUAAAGAUCUGUGAAGGUCUAUCCCAAGUCGCCACUGGUCCUACUGGAGUCGCCAACCCCCCUAGCAACGACUCGAACGGAACGAGCUCAGUCCAAAAAGUCGGAUUUUUGAGUGUGAUCCCAGCAAAAAAGCUCAAUUCAACCGUCAAUGACGCUAAUGAUUGA
Messenger RNA from Puccinia triticina, 639 nucleotides. RefSeq lists its product as uncharacterized. NCBI's taxonomy places the organism in Eukaryota, Fungi, Basidiomycota, Pucciniomycetes, Pucciniales, Pucciniaceae. The record is from RefSeq and is a predicted model, not a curated record. Bases 1 to 639 code for a protein of 212 amino acids. The transcript has 4 exons.